CUGAUUUGUGGGCAAUGUUGGGGAUGUAGAAAAAAAAAGGAAACCGGAGCGAAGAGAGCGCAAGAGAGAAAUAGGGAGACAACACUAACUGGGUAGCUAUGGAGAUAGUAGGUUUUCCUGGUAGCUUUCUUUGACAGGUGUCGAGUGGGAUAAAAUAAAGUAUCAGAACAGCCUCCAAGAUGUACGGCAAGGGUAAAGGAGCUGUGGUCCCCUCCGAUAGUCAAGCAAGAGAAAAGUUAGCGUUAUAUGUGUACGAGUACCUGCUACAUGUGGGAGCACAGAAGUCCGCACAGACCUUCCUGUCUGAGAUUCGAUGGGAGAAGAAUAUUACAUUAGGGGAGCCCCCCGGAUUCCUCCAUUCCUGGUGGUGUGUAUUCUGGGAUUUGUAUUGUGCGGCUCCAGACCGAAGGGAGACAUGCGAGCACUCCAGUGAAGCAAAGGCCUUCCAUGACUACAGCGCAGCGGCAGCGCCCAGCCCAGUGAUGGGCAACAUGCCCCCGAACGACGCCAUGCCAGGUGGUCCCAUGCCCCCAGGCUUCUUCCAGGGACCACCCGGCUCUCAGCAGUCCCCCCACGCACAGCCCCCCCCACACAACCCCAGCAACCCCAUGAUGGGACCCCAUGGCCAGCCUUUCAUGUCACCACGGUAUCCAGGUGGACCGCGCCCCUCACUCCGAAUGCCAAAUCAGCCUCCGGGCGGAAUCCCUGGAUCUCAGCCUCUCCUGCCAAACAGUCUGGACCCGACAAGACCGCAAGGACAUCCUAACAUGGGUGGACCAAUGAGGAUGAACCCUCCUCGAGGAAUGGCCAUGGGCCCACAGAAUUAUGGAGGUAUGAGACCUCCUCCCAACUCCAUGGGCGGCCCCAUGCCAGGGAUGAACAUGGGUCCCGGAGGAAGAGGGCCUUGGCCAGGACCUAAUGCUAACUCUAUAGCCUACUCCUCCUCAUCUCCAGGGAACUACGUGGGUCCUCCAGGCGGAGGGGGUCCACCUGGAACUCCCAUCAUGCCCAGCCCAGGUGAUUCGACUAACUCCAGUGAAAACAUCUAUACAAUGAUGAAUCCUAUCGGACCGGGAGGCAACAGACCCAACUUCCCUAUGGGACCUGGGCCUGACGGGCCGAUGGGGGCGAUGGGAGCGAUGGAGCCACACCACAUGAACGGAUCACUAGGGUCUGGGGAUAUGGACGGGUUGCCAAAGAGCUCCCCUAAUAACAUGGGGGGCAUGAACAACCCUCCUGGAACGCCGAGAGAUGACGGCGAAAUGGGCGGAAACUUCUUGAACCCAUUCCAAAGCGAAAGUUAUUCACCCAACAUGACGAUGAGUGUGUGAUUUUAUUUUUUCCUUUUUUUUGUAUUUUGUUUAUUUUUCCCUCUUAUUUUUGUACCCCUGCACCUGAUUUUUUAUUUUUUUUUGUCUUCAAUUCGAUCCUUACUUCACCUUGGAUUGGACCUCCUCCCCUCCUCACACACACCCUCUGCCCCCUACCCCCCCAAAAAAAUGGGAUCCGCUGUCUCCCCCUCACCCCUUCUAUGGCCACACAGCCUUCUGGGACAGCCCUUGAGCAUGCUGGGACUCUAAUUAAGACGGGCCCACCUGGAGCAUGCAAGAUGGCCGCCGGUCUGAAUAGGAAGCAGUCACAGAGCAACAGGAAGAGCCUCCUCUCUGACUCCGGCCCCGGCCUCCCUGGCUUCCUGUCAGGUUCUAGACAAUGAGCGAGGGAAGGAGGACAAACAGAGAGAGGGACAGGAGACUGGGAAACACAGCCCUCCCCUGAGGACACACUGUUGGGUCUUUUAGCAGCAGCCUGCGAGCUUCUCCACCACGACUCUGGACUUUUUCAACACUUUCUAUCGUCACUUUUUUGUUGUUGUUCCUCCCGAUGGAUUCAGUUGAGGGUCGGACGAAACGACCCCCUUCCCCCCCCUCCACCACAUUGUUCCCUCUGUGUGUACAUUUUUAACAGAGGUGUUGUGAUGAUCGGUGAUUUUUUUUUUUCUUGUGUAUGUAUUGUAUCAUUGCUAUUUUUUAUUAUUGUAUUAUUGUUAUUAAUGAUAUUGUUAUGAUUUUAAGAUUAGGUUUUAAUUUCUGUUGUUUCUAAGGGCACAUUAUUACGAUGAAGACAGCGUAUGUGCACACAAAUGAUUAAGUAUUUGCUGUGUAGCAUGUGGCUCGGUGUGAGCACACUGCCCCCUGCAGGUAAGACUUUAUCCAUCACGGUACUGAUUGGCCCUUUUUUUUUCUUUUUUUUUUUUGGAAAUCUUUCUCACAGAUUUAGCAAAGUUUUCAACUUCUCGCUCAAUAAUCCAAACCAGAAGAAGAAGCGGCUCCUGUUUUUAGUAGCUUCCAUGCAGUGGAAUGCACGGCUCUAUUUAUUUAUGUACUUUAAAUUUGUCUUAUGAAUCAUUGUUACUUUUUUUUUUAAGUGUUAUCCCUGUUUUUUCGCUAACUGCAGAACUAGUAGCAACUGUGUAAAUAUGAAGAUCCAGUCAGCAGCGUCUCCUCUUCUCCGUCUGACACCAUUAGACCCUCCAUCCGAGCCCCGAAGGUGCUUUAAGGUGUCGACUGUUGUGACCCCCACUCACCCUGCUUCCACUGCUGCUGCCCACUUAGGUUACGGCUCACUCUCAGCAUGUUCGCAGGCUGCGUUACGUCUCUGCUGACCUGUCCUCAGCAGGGAUUGUUCUUGUUUGCUGAUGAGUCCUCAACACACUGUGAUGUAUGUCUGCGCUUUAUGGAAAUUUGCUUUUACCCAGCAGUCAGUUUAGCUCGCAGACAUUUUUAUUUUCAUACAUGCUCCCUGUGCACGGUCGCGUCUGGUGAAAGGACUUCUGGCUCUCUGCUGAUCGGAUCCCUGGUGUUUUUAUGUCGGAGCAAAGCAGGUCAGGAAGCGGCGAAGCGUUGCUCUGUUGGCUGUAGCGAGUGGCCUCCCUCCCGUUGCUCAUCUUGAAGAAGAAAACCUCCGUCCUUUUCCCCUUUUCUCCCCUUUCCAACGGGCCAGCAUUGACACACAGUCACUCGCACCCCCUCUGAUUUUUUUUUUGUACAACUCUCUCCAUCUCCUUGAUUUUGAUUUUUUUUUUUUGUAAAUACUGUAAAAUGCAUUUUGAUAUCAUUGACAUGUUUUGAUAUUUUCAAAUCACAACAGCAGUUGAUCAGAAACAUGCUGAUUCGGGGCAACUGUGUGUAUUUGUUCAGAUGGCGUGUCUUUUACUCAGAAAUGAUAUGAAUGAUGAGAAACAGAAACUGGAGCUGCUAUAGACUAUUAUGCUAUUUCUUCUCAUCACAGGCGAACGUGGGGCUUUACUGUGCAUCAGAGCUGUAGCGUCAGGGCGUCUGAGAGCGGACGAGGGAGGGAAAUUUUUAAAAAGUGUUUGAACCUUUUCGCUGACUCACCGUCACGCACAUUUCCUGGAGAAACCUUAAACGUGAUUCUUGUCCGGGCGCCUCCCUCCUCUGCCGCUGUUCUUGGAAAAUUUCAAGCGAGGUGGCCAAAAAAGCGGGCAUGUUUUUCACCGCUUUUGGCGGGGAAUUUGCGAGAACAGAGCAGAACGCGGCCAGUUUUUCAGAAUAAAACUCGCCUCCGACGCACUGCAUUUCAGCUUCCACCCUCUCGACACACACCGAAAGCAGGGCACACAGGACACUGUCUCUCAACCCAACACACCAGGGACCAGAGAACAGACUUUGCUAUGAAGGAUUUUGUUUUUUUAAUCUAUUUAAAAUGGGGCGGGGGAAAUGUUUUUGGGAAAGAGAAAAAAAAUAGCGGACAGAUUUGUUCUUAUUGCUGAGAGGAGGUAGAGAGAGUGCGGGAACAGGCGUUUCCUCCCCUGUACUUUGAAAUACUGUUGUAUAAAAUGCAGUCGAACUUCUCUCUAUCUUUCUGUCCUGUAAGUAAAGCCGUCACGACGUUGAUCAUUUCUGUAUUUCUAUUGUGCUGAUGUAUAAUACUGUAACAUUCAGGGGUUAGGGAGGGUUAAGAGAGGAUUUUUUUUCGUUGAGGGGAGUAAAGAUUUUUCUUUUCAGUUCCUCAUUUUUCCUCUUGAUGACAAAGCAGUAUUGAAUAUGAGGCAGUCGUUGCUUUGUAUCUCAUCUUAGGGUAGUUUCUGAUCCUAAAUGUCUCGUGUAGUAAAAUAAGAGGUUCCUUCUUCGUAUGUUUCUUUAUAUUGUAAAGUUUCUUUAGACGAAAAAAUGUUGCUUAUUGGAAAAAAGGUGGGAAAACUGCAUUGAUAAUAAAUGUAAUUUUUUUGGGGUUUUUUUUGGUUUUGUUUUAAUUUUCAUCAAGUUGUCAGUCGUUUUUGCCUGUGUCCCCCUUGUUGUAGAUACAUAUUAAAAACAAAUAAAAUGACUUCACUCCU
Molecule: messenger RNA, 4357 nt
Organism: Chelmon rostratus (copperband butterflyfish)
Lineage: Eukaryota; Metazoa; Chordata; Actinopteri; Chaetodontiformes; Chaetodontidae
Exons: 18
Coding region: 180-1331 (383 amino acids)
Biological process (GO): positive regulation of transcription by RNA polymerase II
Cellular component (GO): nucleus
Molecular function (GO): protein binding; single-stranded DNA binding
Source: RefSeq, a predicted model, not a curated record